AUGUAUUCGAGUGCUUGUCAUUUAAAGUACGAUAGGAUCUAUGUGAAUAGAUAUACUAGCACCGCUUAUCUCUUUCGUUCUCUAGCUGUGAAACACGUCACUACUGUAUUGUUUGUUAAUUUCAAAAACACCUUUGCUGCCCAAUUACAAGCACCAUUCAAACAAUGUGCACCAUCAAGCGCUGGAAAUAUUCUUAAAGCAUCUGUGAACGCUCCAUGCACGAAAGAAUAUUGCACAUUCUACAAAGGCACUGACGCUCGUUUGGAAUUCACAUUCAAUUUAAAGAAGAAAGCUCAUAAAGUUCGUGCUAAAGUCGUCGCAACCAUUGGCACCAUUGAUCAUGAUUUUGCUUUGCCUAAUCCUGAUGUCUGUCAACAACUUGGUUGCCCACUCAAAGCUGGUGCUGCUUAUACAUAUUACAACAGUAUGUAUGUUAGUCCAACUUAUCCGUCGGUUAAAGUCAAUCAAAUGCGUUACUAUUUAAUCGACGGAAAAGGUCGCGAGCUCGCAUGUGUUUCAUUACCAGUUAUGAUUACUGAAAGAGAUUCCAAACAGUAG
Adineta ricciae is the source of this 558-nucleotide messenger RNA. Lineage: Eukaryota; Metazoa; Rotifera; Eurotatoria; Adinetida; Adinetidae. The record is from the annotation of a GenBank genome assembly.